Messenger RNA from Neoarius graeffei (lesser salmon catfish), 2647 nucleotides. RefSeq names its product glyceronephosphate O-acyltransferase 2 (gene gnpat2). The transcript has 16 exons. Gene Ontology annotation, cellular component: mitochondrial membrane; peroxisomal membrane. The coding region runs from base 219 to 2210 and encodes 663 amino acids. Gene Ontology annotation, biological process: ether lipid biosynthetic process. The record is from RefSeq and is a predicted model, not a curated record. Gene Ontology annotation, molecular function: glycerone-phosphate O-acyltransferase activity. Lineage: Eukaryota; Metazoa; Chordata; Actinopteri; Siluriformes; Ariidae.
CUGUGUCAGAACCGAUUCUUCAAACCCUACACCUGAAUCAAAGGAACCGACUCUUUUAAGAAUCGAAUCCCAGGCACAAUGUCACGGCAGGUGUCGUUGCUGCCGGUGCAACAAGUCGCGCGAGAGCUUUGAGGAGGAGUUUCCGAAAACGGGCUCGGUGAUUGGGGCUCGCGCAUCACCCGGUUGGAGAAAAGCGCACCUGCCGUGCAGCCGCAGCCAUGAACCGACUCCUGAGAGCACAGAACUUAAAAUCGCCCAAAAAUGUCUUUGAUAUUCUGGAGGAGAGAAGGCGAGGCAGUGAUAUAAGCCACGCCCUCAGGACUUUUAGUGCUCAGCCGUAUCGCGGGGCCAUGUCUUUGUCUGUGAGUGCCCUCAACAGGAUGGUGCAGGAGUCACAGUAUCUACGCUACGUUAUCUCUGAGAUAGCUGUGGAGUCAGGUGAGCCGCCUGAGUGUGUGGAGGAGGAGGCCGUGAGAAUCUUAGAGGAGAUGAGUCAGAACCUACAGCUGAACUUCAUCCGCCUCAUGGGUUUCACUCUCACUAAAGUCUUCAAGAGGCUCUUCAGCUCCAUAUGGGUGAACGAGGACGGACUCACACGGCUCCAACAAGCCAUUCAGGAGCAUCCGGUCAUUCUGAUGCCCAAUCACAGGAGCUACAUUGACUUUCUGAUAAUUUCCUACAUCAUGUUCACCUACGAUCUGUCCAUCCCCGUCAUUGCUGCUGGAAUUCCGCUGAUGGGAAUGUCUCUGAUUGGUGAGAUCUUGCGCCGAUCCGGAGCGUUCUUUAUUCGCCGUGCGAUUGGUUCGGAUAAGCUCUACUGGGCCGUGCUGUCCGAGUAUGUCAGGACUAUCGUGCGGACAGGUUUUGCUCCUUUAGAGUUUUUCGUGGAAGGAUUGCGCAGCAGAACGCUCAAGUCUCUGAAGCCCAAACUGGGGAUGAUGCAGAUGGUCUUGGAGCCAUUUUUUAAAGGCGAGGUGUACGACAUUACCCUGGUUCCGAUCAGCAUCAGCUAUGAUCGCGUCCUGGAAGAAUCUCUGCUUGCUCACGAGUUGCUUGGUGUUCCCAAACCCCGAGAAACCACCAGGGGUUUGCUUAAGGCUCGCCAGGUUCUGGAGGAAAACUACGGCUGCAUGCAUGUGUACUUCGGGAACCCGGUGUCUGUGAGAGAGCUGGCUAAGGGGAGAAUCCACCGCAAUCGGUACAACCUGAUACCCAGGGAUCUGCCGAUGAAGCCCAGUGCGGAGCUGCAGGAGUUUGUGGGUGAUGUUGCUCACUUGUUGGUACAGUUGCAGGAGCAAGGUUUGGUUCUCAGCCCGUGGAGUCUCAUGGCUCUGAUCCUCCUCCAGAACCCUGAUGGUGUGGACUGGAACACAUUUAUGCAAAAAACCCUGCGCCUGAGGACACUUGCUGCUCAACUUGGAGCCAGGAUCGAUUGGCCUGCACACCUUUACGAUGCGGAGGUGAUGUCAUCCAACAUGGCCCUGCAUCACUCCGUAGUACAUGUUGAGAACGGGCGUGUCCGACUUGUCGAGGAGGUGGGGCCAGGACCAGUCACUCAAGAGGAGGCCGUGUUCAGGCGAGCGUCUGCGGUGCUCAUGUGCGCCUCCUACAGGAACCAAGCACUGCACGUACUGAUCCGACCUGCGCUGGUGGCUGUUGCUAUGACGAUGGCUCUAAGCUACAGCAAAGAGGACGUCUUUAGCCGCUUCUGUUUCCUACAAGAUCUUUUGGGAAACGAGUUCGUCUUCAUGCCUGGCUGUGCAGCACAGGAUUUUGAAGAGGGCUGCUCUGGCCUGCUGCGAUGUGGAGCUCUGAGCAUCUGUGACCACAGACUCCAAGUGAUGGGAGAAGAGCAGGACACCAUCGUCUUCCUUAGCACCGUUCUUGAACCGUUUAUUGAAACAUACCAGGUGGUGUUUCGAGUUUUGUGUGAGGAAACAUUUCAGACAUUUCCUGAAAAGAGGUUCGUGCCUGACAUCCGCGCUGCCAUCAUGAAACUCGUCCUCUCAGGUGAGGUGCGCUCGUACGAGUGUUUGUCCUCCGACACACAGAAGAACGCUGUCUCGGCUCUGGUCAGGAUGGGAGCUGCGUCUAAAUCCAGGGUAGCUGAACAGGUUGAGUACAGGGUGAACCAAAGUGCAGUGAGGAGAAUAUGGGGCAUGCUGGACGGCAGUGUCCCAUCCAAGAUGUCGUCGUACUCGAGGCUGUGACACGACCCUCCGUUUCUGCUCUUUUUAUAUAAUGAACGAUGACUUAAAGUAGGACUUUCAACAGCCCGAGCGACACCAAUUACAAAAUAAUACAAACAAACCCAGGACAAAGAACAUUCCUAGGAUUCCCUGCUUCACAAGUUGAUGUCACUGAAAGUACAAAUGCUCAGAGGUGUAAAGACCUUAGCACUAAUGACCUUCCACUGCCAGGUACGGUAGGUGUGGAACACUUCAGUGCACCACUGUAUUAAAGUUCCAGCAUCUACAGUUGUGAUUAUUUAGUAAUGUUCAUUAUCGGCUACUUCCUGUCACUGAUGGGUUUUCAGUGACUGUAGAUACAUUAAUACACCUGUCUGUCCAUGCUGAUGUGUAAUUGUAGAUACUUUUGAUUUGUAGAUAGUAAUUUAUAGUAACAGACUGUAAUAAUAAUGUACAAU